Messenger RNA from Atta colombica, 2456 nucleotides. It is a transcript of the gene SPARC, whose product is annotated as SPARC. Gene Ontology annotation, molecular function: extracellular matrix binding; calcium ion binding; collagen binding. Bases 16 to 1104 code for a protein of 362 amino acids. NCBI's taxonomy places the organism in Eukaryota, Metazoa, Arthropoda, Insecta, Hymenoptera, Formicidae. The record is from RefSeq and is a predicted model, not a curated record. Gene Ontology annotation, biological process: anatomical structure development. The transcript is spliced from 6 exons.
GAGAGAAAAACGCAGAUGAGAUCAUCUCUCCGCUCGACGCGGCGCGGCACCGCGUCGCAAUGUGCCUCGCGAACGCAGUCUGUACCGGUCCAGCGACCGAUUUGGAGGGCUGUUCUUUUCUCAAUCUUUCUUGCCGAAGAAGAGAACGACAGAAGCGGUUUGCGAAAAGGGCCAACGCGAGAGAUCGCAAUGUCGACGAAGCUGCAGCUGCUGUUGAUCGCGUUGCUGGUGGCGGUUCUAAUAGUGGACGUGUCAUCUGCUCAGCGCAGACGAAAAUAUCGGCGUCGCACGACCACGACAGAGGCACCCGUGCAAGAUGAGAUCAUGAACAUGUUGGAGGCUGACGAAAUAGCCGAGGAAGCAGAGGAGGCUGAGGUCAUUCUUGAAAAUGGCAGAAACGAGGUUGGAUCGAAGCAGCAGCGUUUGCUCCAGGAUCCGUGUAUGGACAAGCAUUGUGGCGCUGGUCGUGUUUGUAAGAAUACGGAGGAGGGCACGGCUGAGUGCGUUUGCGUGGAGCUCUGCAACCAGGAGGUCGAUCCGCGUCGCAAGGUCUGCACCAACUACAAUGAGACCUUGGGCAGUGACUGUGAGGUCUACCAGGCGCGUUGCUUCUGCGACACCGGUGACGCCAGGUGCAGAGGUCCCGACUAUCAACAUGUCCACAUCGUAUACUAUGGCGAGUGCCGACAGAUGCCUAUGUGCAAGGAAGAAGACAUGGCCGACUUUCCCAGACGAAUGCGCGAUUGGCUAUUCAACAUCAUGCGCGAUUUGGCAGAUCGUCAAGAAUUGUCAUCGCAUUAUCUGAAGAUGCAGCGCGAAGCUGAGACCAAUCACACUUUACGCUGGACGAACGCAGCUAUUUGGAAGUGGUGCGACCUGGACGGCCACCCACAUGACCGAACUGUAUCUAGGCACGAGCUCUUUCCGAUUAAGGCGCCUUUGAUGGCCCUCGAACAUUGCAUCGCGCCCUUCCUCGAUUCCUGUGACAUCAAUAAUGAUCACAAAAUCACGCUGGUUGAAUGGGGCAAAUGCCUGCAACUCGACGAGGACGACAUAGAAGAAAAAUGUGACGAGCUAGCGGAGGCAAACCAGGAGCAAUACUAGAGAAUUCGAGCCGGAGUCUGUGACUUUGUCGCACCGUUGUGACAGCAAAAUUAUUAUUUAAGCUAUUAUUAUCAAAAAAUUUUUUAUGAAAGAUAUACUUUCAAUUAGUUUUUGAAAAUUUGAAUCGCAUGACAUCUUGCUGCUGCAACGUAUUGUUGCUUGCAAAGUCCAGAAAAGUCAGCAUAAGAAGGACAACAUUAGCGCGAGCGAUGCGGGAUGGGACGCGAGGCGAGGCGAGCACAAUAGCGGACGGCGAGCGGGAUUCGGGAAUAAUCGGGGAAGACGCGAAGGACGCAGGUGACGCGCAGGGUAGGGUAGGGCAGAGGAACGGCGAGAGUCGGCGAGAGACUGGAUGAGAGACGGCGGCUGGGGAAAAAUGGCGGGAAAAAUCCUCGCCAACGCGCGCGCGCGCAUGGAAGCGCCAGCGCGCAGGUCCCGCGCGCAUCGACGAGUCGAUACCGCGCGGAUGAGAGAGGCAUCGUCGUCGAUGCUGAUACGGCACCCGAGGCCUGCCAACCGACAAUUAACCGACAUCAGACAACUCGACGCCUCAAUAAUACAGGCGUAAUUAUCAUCGCUCGAAACAACGGAAUUCGCGAUCACGAGCCGAUCACGGUCCGAUCCGACAGGGAGAAAUUCGAAUUUCCGCGUAAUCGAACGCUCUCGCUCGUCGAUCCUCUUCGAUACUUGGAAUCACAUGAUGCAAUUAAUUCGAAUUUAAGCGUCAACUGAAUGAUUCACGAGUAAACGUAGAAAAUUUCCGUUCGGAAGCAAACAGAGGAAUUUAUGGGAAACAAUUACGAAAGUAAUUUCUAUUACGAGCAUCAUUCGGAUGAUUUGAAUUUGGAUAACAUACAAAAGCGUAUUUCAAUUAUGAACAUAUAAAUGAAAACUUGCUCGGGCUGCGGAUAGAAGGAAUGCGUCAUCCGUAGCUCGAAGGGAGAGGCAGAUUCGUUCGUGUAAUAUGUCCAAUCGCGAGGCUAAAAAUAAACGCAGCAGGAUAUUUUAUCGACGAACGCGCAGAUUCCGAAAUGUUUGAAUAGCGUCACAGGGGUGGAUAUUUACAUCAUUAUUUGCCAUUUCAUAAUCACUCCAUAGAAAAUCCGCGAAACGUUCGCUUCGCCGUCCGACAAUCAGCCACGUAAAGACUUAGAUAAAACAUGGAAAUUCUUCCUCCGAGAAAGGAUAUUGCCGGUGCUAUAUUAUCAUAGAGGAUUCGACAUGAAAAUGGCCGACUCGUUCGUGCUUCUUAUAGUAUAAUUUUUGCAGCCUUGUAGUGCACGAUUUUUCUAUAUGUGACUUUUUGUAAUGAAAUCACUGCCUUUUUUCGUCAAUAAAGAGAAGUAAUACUA